Schistocerca nitens (vagrant locust) is the source of this 3964-nucleotide messenger RNA. RefSeq names its product protein yippee-like 5 (gene Yippee). The record is from RefSeq and is a predicted model, not a curated record. The transcript is spliced from 3 exons. Lineage: Eukaryota; Metazoa; Arthropoda; Insecta; Orthoptera; Acrididae. The coding region runs from base 163 to 522 and encodes 119 amino acids.
GUCAAGUUAACUACGUCAUCGUAAACAGCUGUCUUGUGUUUUGGUUUGGCAUCCGAGAGGUCAUUCUGAGGCACAAAGAAAUCGCGUAAGCCAGUCCAUUUUCUGAUACACUUGUGUUGUGAGCACGUAUUUUGAGAGCUUUGAGGACUUCCAGAAAAAAAAAUGGGUCGCAUUUUUCUGGACCAUAUUGGAGGCUCUCGUCUUUUCUCAUGCGCUUCUUGUGAUACGUUCCUCACAAACAGAAGUGAGCUAAUUAGCACGAGGUUCACUGGUGCGACUGGUAGAGCAUUCCUCUUCAAUAAAGUGGUGAAUCUCAACUACAGUGAGGUGCAGGACCGUGUCAUGCUGACUGGAAGACACAUGGUUCGCGAUGUGUCCUGCAAGAAUUGUGAUGCCAAGCUGGGUUGGGUGUACGAAUUUGCCACCGAGGAGAAUCAGCGCUACAAGGAGGGGCGCGUCAUUCUCGAGCGUGCACUCGUAACGGAGAGCGAUGGUAUGGAUGAGCACGUCGGUGACAACUGAUGUGCUGUGAGAACCGUACCACUAAAAGACAUCGUAGCUGGUGGAAAAAGGAAAUAUUGGACAGUGACCGCUAUGUUCACAAAAAACUAAAGAUCCUCAAUCACAGUAAUUAGAUGUCAAAAUUGAAGAAAUGUUCUGCCAGAUGUAUGAUUGGCUGCACUGAACUUCCAAAUAAACUGGUGUAAUCUAAUUCUGUGAUCUGCUACCCGUUGUAACGCUGACGAAGCACUUUACAGAUAGUGCCAAAAAAAUGUUUUUAACAUUUUUAAUAUUUUGGAUUGUCACUUGCCUCUGUGACUAAAAUUAGACAAUAGCUCUACACAGCUUUCACCAAAUUCUUCACGCACGAAAUAAGUCGUUAGAGGAGUGUAGAGAGAUUUCUAUGCCUCAGCUGAUGGUUUACUGUUUCACUUGCCUAUGCCAGUAUUUGUGUUGUGUGAAAUUUUGCUGAUAUCGCAGGAGCUUAGGAAGUCAUCCAGGAAGUCUAAUUACGUAAUUACCAACAUGAUGUGCAAAACAUAUCAGACAUUGGGACAAGUUAUAAAAUGAAUGUUUAAUUUUUAAGAGGCAUUGGUAAUUGGAUGGAACCCAAGUUGUUCUAGUAUUUUCAAAUGCCUUUCAAAAUGUUUAAAGUGUAAAUUGCAGUUUAAAAAGAGAAUAUAUUUUUAAUUUGCAUUUGUUUUGAUGCACAACAAUUUAACAUAAAAGUUGUUUACGUCCAUUAAGUAUUCGUGGCAUUUGUUGUCACUUGAAGUCUCAUUCUUCAUCAUUUUUACUUUGUGUAUUUUUUUAAAUAUGUCCAACUGUCCAUACUUCAAGUCACUUUUGGAUCAUUCUUGUUGGAAUAAUUACUCCAAUUAUCAGUCAACAAAUUAAGGUUCAAUAAGCAAUUGCUAAAAAACAAAAAAAAAUACACGGUGAAUUGCCUUUUCGUACCACAUAAGAACACUCAAGGAAUAGCAAACAGAUAUGGCAAUAAGGUAUUGGCCUAUGAUGCAGCCACUAAUACAUUAUGCAGUUUGACAAGUAAAGGAAUUAUUUGGGUUUAGGCCACAGCAAAUUUAGCUACUGAUCAACCGUAUUUAUGAGAUGACUGGGCACACAAUUAUAUUUUUUAUUUCCACCUGCUUGUACUUGUUUUGCCAUCAUCAUAAUGUCUGAUAACAUAGUUAUUUCAAUUAAAAUGGGUUGGUUAAAGGAUAAUCUAUGUUCACUGAACAUCCUGAAAAAACUUGUCAUACAUUGUUUUUUCGGAAUGAUUGAGUUGAAAGAAAUUUGUUCCUGAUUUUAGUGAAAGGGCUUAUAGUUUUUCUUUUUUCUGCCCUUUUUUAUAUCAAAGCUAGAAGAAAGACACCACCUGAGCUAUUUUUGAGGUCAUGGAAUGCUGCAGUUAGAGUUUCUGGUCAUCUUAGAAACGUUGGGCACCGUAGACUGUGAAUAAGCACACAAUCGCGAGUCUUUCUUUUUACAUUAGUCCCAUUAAGUUGCUGGACAGUACCCCAUAAAUGUCUGUCUGUGACUACACGUAGUUUCUGAGAUGCUUCUUAUCCUGCCUACUUCUCUUGUCUGUCAUCUUGUUUCUGUCACAGUUUUUGGUGUGAGAGUGAGCGAUUUCUUAGUGUCUCAUUUUUAAAAUUGUCAAUUUUCUUCCAUUUUACACUGCAGCAGCUGAACUUGUAUGAACACCAAAACAAUGACCAACUGGUUUAAAAUGCAAUUAUCAUUACUUUUUUUAAUUUACCCUUAAUUUGCAUAUAGAAGUGACACAAAAAUUGAUCUUCACGAGUUUAAGGUCAUUUCUUGUGAUGUGUGUAGAAAACGUCCAUCCUCGCUGCAUUUUCAAAUGUGUGCGAGGUAAAACAGUCUUUGUUGAAAAGAAAUUGUUUUUAAGAAUAUUCUGUAAUUUAGGACUGUGCAAUGUUGUGUUGAGAUUUUUUGUACAUUUUAUUAUUAAACAUGUGGACCAUACAGCCACAGGAAAUCUGUUGAACCAUAACUUUCAAAUAGUUAUUACUUAUAUUAAAGAAUUUAAUAUUCUUCCGUAUAACUGCCAUAAGGUAUCAGAUGGCACAUAUUUAAUUAGAAUGAGUGUUCUUAUGUUUAAUGUGAUAUUAACUAUAGAAAUAUGAAUGCUGUAUUUUGAGAAUGACUUUCAGGUUGUGUACAUAAGAAGUGACAGAAAUAAAAGGGAAACCUUUUUUUUCUUUGGUGUGUUGUCUUGUCAGUCUGUGAUGCAUCUUUUUAAAGAUUAGUAUAAAGUAAGAGCUCUUGUGAAGGCCUCCCUUGGUACCAGUUCUCCCAGACCUGUGUGCAAGCACGUUUAUGCUAUCAGAGGAGAUCAAAUUGCUUUUUCUCUUGCACUGCCACUGCUGAGAAUAUAACUGCAGGCAUUUUUAAUGAAGUUAGGCAUCCAUACUUUGAUAAAAGUUUAUUUUCACACCAAUUGUUAUUGCAGUGUACAGAAAAGACCACUCUCAAAAGUUCUUAGUGGUAACACAAUUGACCACCCAUAUAAACUUCCAUUAAAGCCAAUUAUUAGGACAAGUAUAUUAUUUAAAAAAUUUUUGUGUUUACAUUUGAUAAACAACCCAAUUAUGUCUGAAAACUGACACCAACCAGACUGUAUUGGAAAUGAGUUUGCAAACAGCAAGAAAAAUUUACUUCCAAACACAUGUAACUUACCACAUCUUUAGGGAGUUAUGACUGAGUGCCCCUUUGCAAGAAGACACUUGAGUCCAAAAUCUGUUUCAGGGAGGUAAUGAAUGAUGUUUCCAUAGCCACUGUGAAAAUAUUUUUCAUCCACGUAAUCAGCCUGAAGAUUUUAAACCACCAGCUCAAAUGUUUCAAUGCUCAUUUGUAAAUACAGCCAAAAUUUACGACAUCAGUGUUGCUCAUUAUAGUAUUUUAAGAUUGUUUACAGUUUCACUGCAACAAUACUGAGUGUUGAUUUCUUUGUUGUGAUCAUACCUCCAUUUUGUAGUUAGUAUCCCACAGAUACUUAUUUCUCACUUUGCUAGACACUGAGAAAAUGGUCUCAGUUAUUCUGUGUCAUUGAACUUCAGUUGGCUUGGCUAUUUGCCCACAGAUUUAGUUAAAGCAUGGGAACACUGCAAGUGAAUAAAAAUAUUGUGUGUCCGCAGAAAUGUCAUUGAAAUUUCAGCAGUGGGACCACGAAGCUAUUUGUUAGCACCUCAUAUAGAAUCCAGUGCAACAGAUUUCAUGAACACGAUAGUGACUUGCAGUUGCUACAAAAAAAUACCUGAACUGAAAAGUAACUGGUUCCAAGUUUGGCAGUCUUACAAAAUAAUAAAAAUGAACAAUAUACAUUUAUGUACUUUAUCUAUAUAGAAUGUAAGUGAUAUUUGUAACUGUAGAGUUGUUAUACUAUGUACCUUGAAUUUGUAAAGUACAAAAGAGAUAAUAAAAUUUACUCAAUAAAACA